AUGUGGCAAGACAUCGAAAGCGUUCUUUUGGGUGAUAUGGGAAACGCGACUCCUGAUGCCCGCUAUUCAAAUCACCAAGCAUCUGUUCCCGUUGCACCGAACCACCAGGAAGAUAACCGUCAGCACGAGAUUAUGGUAACACCCCCGUAUUCCGUUACGCUACCUAACCAUCAGUUGGAUGGUGAAUUUUGUAUCCCAAGUAGUAUGGACAGUAACAACAAUGCCAGUUACAAUGAUUCCUACAGUUUCCAGGCCCCAGCAAAAUCAAAGUCAAACUAUGCCCAGUGUAUGAUGAGGGCACACGAAGGACCAGAGAGAGUACACUUCUAUUACAAUGAAUACACAGGGCAUUACACUCCGGUAACAUACGUAGACUCUAAGCAUCACUAUCCAGCACCGAUGACUAGGCCUCACGAUCGUAGUAUGUCUAUACCAUAUGCCCGUCCAUGGGGAUAUUGUCCAGCAGGUUCAGUCCCGAGUGUACCCUCUCAAAUGUCUCCUCCUGCAUCCCCUGAAAACUCAGGAGGACCGCAAUACACUCAUGCAAAUGGUGUCAUGGAGGCAGUGCCCCACCAAGUGGUUUCUGGAAGAAUUCCUAUGGCUCAUAGCUGGCCUCCUCACACCACUCCUAAUACCUUCAACCCUGGCCCUCCACACCUGCGAAUGGUAACGCCGCCGUCAUCACCUCACCUAGGCGAUCUUCUCGUUAAUGGCACCGCGACGUAUAGCUCUUCGAUUCCCGGGAUCCCCCCGCCACCACCGAUCAAGCCACGGCGAGGACGAAGAAGCACUGGCCGCAAGAAAGUGACGGUUCAUACAUGUUCUCAUCCGGGCUGUAAUAAAAUGUACACGAAGAGUUCGCAUCUGAAGGCUCACCUCCGGACUCAUACCGGUGAGAAACCCUACCAGUGCACGUGGAAGGGAUGUGGCUGGAAAUUCGCCCGCUCUGACGAACUGACCAGACACUACCGAAAACAUACUGGUGACAGACCUUUCCAGUGUCGUCUAUGUGAGCGUGCAUUUUCCAGGUCGGACCAUCUGUCGCUCCAUAUGAAGAGACACACAGCGGUUUAAUUUAAUUAGAAAUUCGACACUAUCUCCAUUCUGAACAAAAUCCCUAAGACACGUUUCUAUAAAUGAAAAACUUGCAUAAGAACAUGUAUAUAAAAAUCAAAGUGUAAAAUUGACUUGUGUCUAGUCGUUGUCAUGUUUUAGACGGCACGCAAAACCUAAACGCCCUGCUUUCAGGAAGGAUUUAAACAUUGUUUUAAUUAAACAACAGUGAGACUAAAUUUCAUACCUUCAACUUUGAUUUAUUUUAAGCCAGAAGAUUUCAUAUUUUGUAAGGCAAC
Messenger RNA from Limulus polyphemus (Atlantic horseshoe crab), 1352 nucleotides. RefSeq names its product Krueppel-like factor 1. The record is from RefSeq and is a predicted model, not a curated record. The coding region runs from base 1 to 1074 and encodes 357 amino acids. NCBI's taxonomy places the organism in Eukaryota, Metazoa, Arthropoda, Merostomata, Xiphosura, Limulidae. The transcript has a single exon. Gene Ontology annotation, molecular function: RNA polymerase II cis-regulatory region sequence-specific DNA binding; DNA-binding transcription factor activity, RNA polymerase II-specific. Gene Ontology annotation, biological process: regulation of transcription by RNA polymerase II.